Cavia porcellus (domestic guinea pig) is the source of this 2729-nucleotide messenger RNA. Its product is annotated as histone H3.3A. Gene Ontology annotation, cellular component: nucleus; nucleosome. Gene Ontology annotation, molecular function: protein heterodimerization activity; structural constituent of chromatin; DNA binding. NCBI's taxonomy places the organism in Eukaryota, Metazoa, Chordata, Mammalia, Rodentia, Caviidae. The record is from RefSeq and is a predicted model, not a curated record. The transcript is spliced from 4 exons. The coding region runs from base 184 to 594 and encodes 136 amino acids.
UAUGACGCAGAUACGCAGCGUGAAGCGUGAGUAUAAAAACGGAGGCGUCGGGGGGUUUGGAUCGCAGAGCAGUUUAGUCGUUCGUUGGAGGGUUUUCCUGUUCUUGGUGACUGCGGCUGUUGCUUGAACGCCGGUGCGGCGGUCGGAAAAACAACCUGCGACUUCAGCAUUGGGUAAAAGAAAAUGGCUCGAACCAAGCAGACUGCGCGUAAGUCCACUGGUGGGAAAGCCCCCCGAAAACAGCUGGCCACUAAAGCUGCCAGGAAAAGCGCUCCCUCUACCGGCGGGGUGAAGAAACCUCAUCGCUACAGGCCUGGAACCGUGGCGCUUCGAGAGAUUCGUCGCUACCAGAAAUCGACUGAGCUUCUCAUUCGGAAGCUACCUUUUCAGAGAUUGGUGAGAGAGAUUGCCCAGGAUUUCAAGACCGACUUGAGGUUUCAGAGUGCAGCUAUUGGUGCUCUGCAGGAGGCUAGUGAAGCAUACCUGGUGGGCUUAUUUGAAGAUACUAAUCUGUGUGCCAUUCACGCCAAGAGAGUCACCAUCAUGCCCAAAGACAUCCAGUUGGCCCGCCGGAUACGGGGAGAGAGAGCUUAAGUGAAGGCAAUUUUUAUGGUGUUUUGUAGUAAAUUCUGUAAAAUACUUUGGUUUAAUUUGUGACUUUUUUUGUAAGAAAUUGUUUAUAAUAUGUUGCAUUUGUACUUAAGUCAUUCCAUCUUUCACUCAGGAUGAAUGCGAAAAGUGACUGUUCCCAGACCUCAGUGAUGUGAGCACUGUUGCUCAGGAGUGACAAGUUGCUAAUAUGCAGAAGGGAUGGGUGAUAUUUCUUGCUUCUCAUGAUGCAUGUUUCUGUAUGUUAAUGACUUGUUGGGUAGCUAUUAAGGUACUAGAAUUGAUAAAUGUGUACAGGGUCCUUUUGCAAUAAAACUGGUUAUGACUUGAUCCAAGUGUUUAACAAUUGGGGCUGUUAAGUCUCACCAUACAUCACUGUGAUAGAAUGUGGGCUUUUUCAAGGGUGAAGAUACAAGUCUUAACCACAGUGUAACUUGCAGUUUCCUAAAAAAGAAAAAAAAAUAAACCUGGCAGCUAUAGAAUACACUAUGUGCAUUUAUAAUAGCUAUUUUAUAUAUUGUAGUGUCAACAUUUUUAAAUUAAAUGUUUUACAUUCACAAGUGGUGGGGAGUCUUGUCAUUAAGGUGUGUGUAAUUUAGAGUCCAGUUGGUUUUCUCCUAACUAGACUGCUCUUGUUUUCUAUAUAGUAGUAAAAUGCUAUGUGUAUACCUUGCAUAAGUCCUCAUUCUACCACAUUAACCCUCUAGCUGAUAUUGCGGACACUAACUGGGGGAUUUUGUUUAUAAGGGCUCUAGAAUAACAAGUUACUCACACCAGCAUCAUCUGUUACUAAUAUUCUAGUUCAGCUUUUCAUUGUGUUGUGGUUGGUUGCAUAAUUAGGUUUUUCUGAUCCUUCUGAGAGGAAAACAAUACCAAGGUUCAUUUUUUUUUUUCCUUGUGGAGUUAGUGUGAACUUGCUAUGGGAGAGGAGGAGCAUACUGCUUCAGUGUAUUGGACCUCUGCCAGUUAAGAUGGUGUUGGGUUAGGUCACAUCUGGUUACUGUCCUGGGAAAAAUCCCUUUUAUAGAGCUAGCCUUCCAAGGGGUUUUUUAAUUCAUCAUAUUUGAAGUUUUUAGGUCGAUUAUGUAUGUUGACUAAAUUUACAAAUAAAACUUCUUUAUUCAACAAAGUGUCAAAAACCUAAAUUGAAUGUACAAAGCUUUAAUACAUUCAUUAUGUAGGUUCUAUAUAUUCUAAUGUUUGAGUAGAGGUUAUUUCAGCUUUUGUGUGGUAGACAAAAGAACCAUUUACUUUUAAAAAAUCAAGCAUGUAAACAGAAAUGUGAUGAGCUCUAGGGUGUAGCCCUGUGGUAGUGCUUGCUCAGCAUGCAGAAGGCUGUGAUGCUGCUACAUUUGCAGUGGGCUUAUGACAAAAUGUACAGUAUUAGUGUCGUACCCCCCCCCCGUAGUGUUAAGCAGCUAGGAGAAAAAUUUAAGGUCUCAGGUUAAAAUAUAAGGUCGGUAUUAUGCACCUGAGCUUGGAGCCUUGGAAAUUUUUACACAAAUUAACACAGGCCUGUAGAUGUUGAAUUUAUACUUGGAACAUGAUGAAUAUAAGGAGUACCAGAUACCAAAACUUCACCUCCAUAGCUAUGAAACUGAAUUCUUGCCCUAAAAGUUUCAUAUUCAAGGUGCUUAAAAGGUGAGACAGGAGGUGAUGAGCAUCUAUGUGAGGUGUUGCAGGUGGGAUCCAGUUCAUAGAAGGUCGGUUAGAAUCAUCCAGAAUACACUUGGCAGAGAAUUUCCCUAAGUUGUGUGCUUUGAACAAGAUUGAAAUUCUAUGUACUUGGGAUGUACCAUGAGUCUGACAGUAUCUUAGGAACAGCUGUGCGAUUAGUGUUAACUACUGGUAACAAAAGUGGGAGAUGCUACUGGAUGUAUACUCUCCAUCUGCAGCCCAGAAGCUGCUUAAAUAGUGCAACAUAGGGUACCACACUUCCCUUGUACACUUAACCCAGAAGACAAAUAUCUUUUGGUUCUAGGAAGCUGUCCAUACAGGAUAUUCCUGGGUAAGGGCAAUGGACCGGAGUCUGUGAGAAGGAAAGUAAGAGAUGGAGCUGAUGAAGGUAUCCUGUGCCCUUGAUGGAUGAGACAAUAAAGUUUAUGAAGUUUUGAGAUUUU